Molecule: messenger RNA, 1357 nt
Organism: Columba livia (rock pigeon)
Lineage: Eukaryota; Metazoa; Chordata; Aves; Columbiformes; Columbidae
Gene: CHMP5
Product: charged multivesicular body protein 5
Exons: 8
Coding region: 143-802 (219 amino acids)
Biological process (GO): late endosome to vacuole transport via multivesicular body sorting pathway; vesicle budding from membrane
Cellular component (GO): multivesicular body
Source: RefSeq, a predicted model, not a curated record
AGGCCGGAAGCGCGGGGCGUGUCGCUCUGCAAGUGCUUCCGCCUCCGCCGCGGCCCCGCCUUGGGGGCGGCCGGCGGUGGCUUCCGGGUCGGCGCCGCCGCUGUUACCGGCACCAGGAGCGACACCGAGCGCCGCUGCCGCCAUGAACCGCUUCUUCGGCAAAGCGAAGCCGAAGGCGCCUCCGCCCAGCCUCACCGACUGCAUCGGCACGGUGGAUAGCAGAGCUGAGUCGAUUGACAAGAAAAUCGCCAGGCUUGAUGCAGAACUAGUGAAGUAUAAGGAUCAAAUGAAGAAGAUGAGAGAGGGGCCUGCAAAGAAUGCAGUAAAACAGAAAGCAUUGAGAGUGUUAAAGCAGAAGCGAAUGUAUGAGCAACAGAGGGAUAAUCUGUCACAGCAGUCUUUUAAUAUGGAACAAGCUAAUUACACUAUUCAGGCACUGAAGGAUACAAAGACAACGGUUGAUGCAAUGAAACUGGGGGUGAAAGAAAUGAAGAAAGCUUACAAGCAAGUCAAAAUUGAUCAAAUUGAGGACAUACAAGAUCAGUUGGAGGAUAUGAUGGAAGAAGCCAAUGAAGUCCAGGAAGCACUGAGUCGUAGCUACGGAACACCAGAGAUUGAUGAAGAUGACUUGGAAGCAGAACUGGAUGCGCUGGGUGAUGAGCUUUUAGCUGAUGAAGACAAUUCCUACUUAGAUGAGGCUGCAUCUGCUCCAGCAAUCCCAGAGGUCACUCCUACUGACACAAAAAACAAAGAUGGUGUACUGGUGGAUGAAUUUGGAUUGCCAAAGAUCCCCGCUACAUAAAUGUUUCAGAAGGACAAUGGAUAUACUGAACUACACUUUACAAAUCUAAUUAAGAUUUUUUCUUCUUUUUUUUUUUAAAUCCUGGAGAACUUGUCCUUCCAGUGUAACCUUAAUAUCACUACAUCCUAGAGUGCAGUAUGAACGGCGGUGUUCUUUCUUUGAAGAAACUUGUUCUGCUACUGACUUUCCUGUUGAUGGGAAGUUGGGCGCAGUUCCCUCCAGUGCAGUCAGUCCAGCGGGUUUUCAUUUCCAAGUCUUACGGACAAGGUGACCGGUGAAGAGUAGUGGUGGCUGUGGAUAGCCGAGCUUUAUUUUGACUUUGUUAUUAUGUUUCUCUUUCUCGAAACUAAGAUUGUAUGUUGCUGCUUGCUCUCUGUAAAAUAGCUCCCUUAUUACUAUGCUUAUUUGAUAAAAGAAUUGAAAGUGAUUUUUAAACUACUGCAGUCUUGAGACUUUUAUGCCAUCGCACUUGUAACCGUAUUGGCAGCUGUAACCAUAGGGUUAUUGUUGACUUUAUGUAUUCUUGGGAGACAUAAAAUCACGUAGAUUAGCCCA